CGGUGAGUUUACCGGAGAUAAAAAAAAGAACACAAAACACUAUAUAAGUGAUAGAAAUGAGUGGCAAUUUCUUUCGCUUGAAACACUCGUUUACAGACAGAUAAAAUGACUUCUACUCGAAUAAUAUUUCUACUCACCAUUGCAACUAGCAUUUACUUAGUGCAUGGGGAUUUAUUUGCCAAUUUGAAAACCGCACUUGCUGAUGCAGAAAACAAGCUUUAUAAUCUUUACGGAGAUGACAAAGUUAGCGAAGUUGAAAAUACUCUUGAAGAUGCUGGAAAUCAAAUUGUUGGCGUAAUAUCCAAGACCAUACAAAAAAUUCAAGAGAUCCUUGGAUUAACACAGGGCAAAAAAGACCAAGGUCAGUAUUAUUUCUUAUGUUGAACUUCCCAUCUCAUU
This is a messenger RNA of Parasteatoda tepidariorum (common house spider), 399 nucleotides long. RefSeq lists its product as uncharacterized. NCBI's taxonomy places the organism in Eukaryota, Metazoa, Arthropoda, Arachnida, Araneae, Theridiidae. The record is from RefSeq and is a predicted model, not a curated record.